ACGAUUCCUAGCCGUCGCACAUUAUCAUUUCAUUCUCAUUUCUCCUUUUUCUUGAAAUCAUAAAACGCAAGCAGUUCAAAAGUAGAAGAUAUAAAGCAACAAGAAAAUCCAGACAUAAAUAAAUAAAUAGAAAAAAAAAGAAGAAAUGGAUAGCGAAAGUUUUCAAGAUCAAAUUGAUAAAAAGUUAAGAAAUGAGAAUACAAGUGAAGAACAAGCAGAUGAGAAUCAGACUCAGACGCAAACGGAACAAGGGAAUCAAACCCAGACUCAAGAUCCAAUUCAAAAUCAAGAUGGGAAUCAAGAUCAACAAGGAGCAAGCGGCGAUAGUAGAGGAGAAAAAGUAGGUGAAGAAGAGCAAGCACCACUGCCGAAGAAAGGUAAAGGAAAAGGCAAAGCAAAGAGUGUAGGCCCGAUUCGCAUCAAACCGUUAACUCGACAACAAGAACAACUCAAGCUGGCAGAAGAAAAGGAGGCAGGAAUGCAAUUCAAGGGGUAACCCCCUGUCCACUCUAUCCAUAUACGUUUCACAUCAUCCAUCAGGGACUUCGCCCCGUGUCACAAUUCUUCCACAUAUGGAAAUGCCUAUGUGUUGGGGAUUGGACCAGAAAUUGUAGAACCAGUCGUAACGACAGCUACCGACGGAAUACUCAUGCGGAUGGAUAAAGAGAUCGAAGCCGCUUUUAUGAAUAGAGAUCGGGAAAAGUAUGAUGCGUUGGUGCAGGAUAGGCGUGAGUGGUGGGCGUCUGUCAUGUCAAGCGUGAGCCGCUAUAUUCCCCUGUC
Molecule: messenger RNA, 780 nt
Organism: Melampsora larici-populina 98AG31
Lineage: Eukaryota; Fungi; Basidiomycota; Pucciniomycetes; Pucciniales; Melampsoraceae
Exons: 4
Coding region: 146-496 (116 amino acids)
Source: RefSeq, a predicted model, not a curated record